Messenger RNA from Diceros bicornis minor, 1002 nucleotides. RefSeq names its product olfactory receptor 7G1-like. Gene Ontology annotation, biological process: G protein-coupled receptor signaling pathway. Gene Ontology annotation, cellular component: membrane. Lineage: Eukaryota; Metazoa; Chordata; Mammalia; Perissodactyla; Rhinocerotidae. The transcript has a single exon. The record is from RefSeq and is a predicted model, not a curated record. Gene Ontology annotation, molecular function: olfactory receptor activity; G protein-coupled receptor activity. Bases 1 to 1002 code for a protein of 333 amino acids.
AUGGGACCCAGAAAUCACACAGAUGUUCCAGAAUUCCUCCUACUGGGAUUGACAGAUGAUCCAGAACUACAGCCUCUCCUCUUCUGCCUGUUCCUGUCAAUGUACCUGGUCACCAUCCUGGGAAACCUGUUCAUCUUCCUGGCUGUCAUCUCUGACUCCAACCUCCACACUCCCAUGUACUUUUUUCUCUCCAAUCUAUCCUUUACUGACAUCUGUAUAAGCACAAUUACAAUCCCAAAGGUGCUGCUGAACAUACAAGCACAGAAUCAGGGCAUCACUUAUAUAGGCUGCCUCACCCAGAUUGGCUUUGUCCUGGGGUUUGGUGGAUUUGAAAAUUUUCUCCUUGCAGCAAUGGCCUAUGACCGCUAUGUAGCCAUUUGUCACCCUUUGAGGUACACAGUUAUCAUGAACCCGCAACUCUGUGCCCUACUGAUUCUUCUCUCUCUGUUCCUUAGCAUUACAGUUGCCUUGCUCCACAGCCUGAUGGUGUUACACCUGUCCUUCUGCAAGGACCUGGAAAUUCCUCACUUCUUCUGUGAACUUGCUCAGGUCCUCAAGCUUGCCUGUUCUGAUAUACUCAUCAAUAACAUCCUGGUAUAUUUUGUGGGUAGUCUAUUUGGGGGUGUUCCUCUCUCUGGGAUCAUUUUGUCUUAUACUCAAAUUGUCUCCUCUGUUUUGAGAAUGCCAUCAGCAGGGGGAAAGCUUAAAGCUUUUUCUACCUGUGGAUCUCAUCUUUCAGUUGUUUCCUUGUUCUAUGGGACCGUUUUUGGGGUGUACAUUAGUUCUGCAGUUACUGACUCUUCCAGGAUGACUGCAGUGGCUUCAAUGAUGUACAUUGUGGUUCCUCAAAUGCUGAACCCCUUCAUCUACAGCCUGAGGAACAGGGACAUAAAGGGAGCCUUGAGGAAACUCAUCAAGGGGAUAGCUUCUUUUCCGAUAUUAUGCCAUCUACUUUGGGCUAGGGCUUCUAGAGUAAAGCAACAUGAUAGGAAUCCUGGAUGA